UGAAUAAGUAACAGAGCCAGAACUUAGACCCAGGCUUCAGAUUCACUCUUGACCACUGUGCUAGUUUGCCUCUGAUGGGGUGAGGAGGUCGCAGUUAGCUGCUCUGGGUUAUUAAGUCCUCAAACAGACCAUGGCCCUGAAAGCAUGUGGCUUGAUCAUCUUCCGAAGACGCCCCAUUCCCAAGGUGGACAGCACGGCGAUUGAGUUUCUCUUGCUGCAGGCAUCAGAUGGCAUUCAUCACUGGACUCCUCCUAAAGGCCAUGUGGAACCAGGAGAAAAUGAAUUGGAAACAGCCCUGCGGGAGACUCAAGAGGAAGCAGGCCUAAAAGCAAGCCAGCUGACCAUCAUUGAGGGGUUCAGAAGGGAGCUCAAUUAUGUGGCCAGGAAGAAACCCAAAACAGUCAUCUACUGGCUGGCAGAGGUGAAGGACCGCGAUGUGGAGAUCUGCCUCUCCCACGAGCACCAAGCUUACCGCUGGCUGGGGCUGGAUGAGGCCUGCCAGUUGGCUCAAUUCGAGGAAAUGAAGGCAGCACUCCAAGAAGGACACCAGUUUCUCUGCUCCACGGUGGCCCAAGCUAACUGAGUCAUUCGCCUCAGGAUCUUUGAGGGCUUUCUGAGAUGAACCCACCUUCAGCUCAGAGGAAGGUUGUGCUGGUCUUCGGCUCAUCAUAGCAAAGAGCAGACAAGUCAGUAAAAGCAGCUGAGGACUCUCAGAGGAGAGCAAGCAAAAAUCUUACCUGGGUGGGAAGGCAGGCAAAGCAGGAUUUUUUUU
Messenger RNA from Phyllostomus discolor (pale spear-nosed bat), 772 nucleotides. RefSeq names its product nudix hydrolase 2 (gene NUDT2). Lineage: Eukaryota; Metazoa; Chordata; Mammalia; Chiroptera; Phyllostomidae. Gene Ontology annotation, molecular function: bis(5'-nucleosyl)-tetraphosphatase (asymmetrical) activity. The transcript is spliced from 3 exons. Gene Ontology annotation, biological process: ATP biosynthetic process; AMP biosynthetic process. The coding region runs from base 131 to 583 and encodes 150 amino acids. The record is from RefSeq and is a predicted model, not a curated record.